GCUCCGUCCUCUUCUCUGAUUGGAUAAACGCGACCAGCGAGUGACUUUUAGCCUUGUUUACUGUUAGCCUGCGAUAUUAAAUUCAUUCUGGUUUGACAGCAGGUAGAGGAGACGCUACAGAAAUAUUUAGGGAAAGCUUUUUUAAAUGUUUUCGAAUGGCUGAAGCCUCGGGGACAGAAAAUCCUGAUUAUGUACCAGGGAGGACCAGCCAGUCAGCGUCCAGAAGAGAUCAUCCACGGCCAGGCCACAAUCGAAAACGGGGAGGUCACGAUAGAGCACAUGCAAGGUCAGGACACUCAAAUCUAGCCAGUCAUCCAGAGGAGCAAAAUGAAUUCUAUGACAACGCAGCUACACACACAUCACACAACAGCUCAUCUAGCAGAUGUGAGAUAAGGGGAGGAAGAGGAAGAGGAAGAGGAGGGAGAGGAAGUAGGGGUAAUACCGAGCAUUGGUCCCAAGGUUCAAGAUGGUCAAGGUCUGAAAGUGAUAAUGGCCCCUCAGUGCAGGAUGACGUGUCGAAUGUUUGCCAGCAAUCCAACACCGCACCUGCCUACAGAUUCAUAGAUGUGGAGAAUCAACAAAAAGGUGCCUACGUGGGCGAGCUCCAACAUGAACCCAGAGAAACCUGGCCAAGAAUGUCCAGAAGAGGCAAAGAUUCAAGAAAGCCAUUAACCAGACACAAAGAAGCAAAUCAGGACAAUCGUGCAGCAGAUGUAGAUUAUACAGCCAGUGUAGCGCCCACUGAAGUAGAGCACGAGCACAGGAACAACAGAGGAUGGAGAGGAGGAGGAAGGCAGGGUUACCCUAGGAAGAAAGGGCCUGCCUUACAUGCUAGCAGCCAAGGGAACUGGAGAGAGAGAGAGCCACCACACAUAGACAAAGAGGAGGAGAAACUGAGAGAACACAAGGCCAGAGGAAGCAAAGAGGAGCCUAACUGGAGAGGUGCAAGUGGAAAAGACCAGUGGCGGAGACCCCAAAUUCAAGAGCAAGGACAAAGGAGAGGAGGACGUCCUGAGAGGAGGACUGGGCCAGUGAAACGUGUCGAGCCGCCCAAGAACAAAGAGACCCAGACAGGCUGCCUCAUUGAGCAGCUGACAGAAGAGAAGUAUGAGUGCAUGGUGUGUUGUGAUGUGAUCCGUGUCAUGGCGCCUGUUUGGAGCUGUCAGAGCUGCUUCCAUGUCUUCCACCUGAAUUGCAUCAAGAAGUGGGCUCGCUCCCCUGCCUCACAGGCUGAUGAGACUGGCGAAGGCUGGCGUUGUCCUGCUUGCCAAAAUGUGGCAUUAAAGUUCCCAACAUCUUACAUCUGUUUCUGUGGGAAGGUGACCAAUCCGGAGUAUCAGCACAGUGAGAUUCCACACAGCUGUGGUGAAAUGUGUGGGAAGAAGAGGACUGGAGGAGACUGCAAUCACCGCUGCAACAUUUUAUGUCACCCAGGUCCUUGUCCACAGUGUCCAGCAUUUACCACCAAAUCCUGUGUUUGUGGAAGAACGAGUAAGCAGGUGCGCUGCAGUCAGACAGGGGCUCUGCGUUGUGACCAGGAGUGUGGAGCUCAGUUAAACUGCAAAGAGCACUACUGUACACAGAUUUGCCACCAGGGCCCAUGUCAGCCCUGCCAUCUCCGUGUCCAGCAAAUGUGUUACUGCGGGGUGGUGCACCGGGAGGUGGCAUGUGGGACUGACUGGGACAGCCUUGACGGAUCCGGAUAUUUCUCCUGCCACAAGCCAUGUGGAAAGAUGCUGGAAUGCCGAGCCCACCGCUGCCAGCAGGUGUGCCACCCAGGCCGGUGCCAGCCAUGCCCUCGCUCGCCCAUUCUGGUGUGUAGCUGCCCCUGUGGACAGACAGCCUUAUCCAAGCUGCUGGAGCUGGGCUAUCCAGAGAGACGGCGUUGCACUGACCCUAUUCCAUCCUGUGGAAAGAUCUGCAGCAAGCCACUGCCUUGCGGUGAUGUUGACACUAUUCAUCUGUGUGAUAAACUUUGCCAUGAGGACAAAUGUGGCCCAUGCUCUCUCACCUCCACCAUUAAGUGCAGAUGUGGCAGUAAAACCAAGGAGGUUCCAUGUGCUAUGAUCCACAGUGAAGAUGAAUUGGUGUUUACUUGCGAGAGACGUUGCAACAAGAAGCGCUCAUGUGGCAGGCACAAGUGUGGAGAGAUGUGCUGUGUGGACACUGAGCAUAAAUGCACAAUUAUCUGUGGCUACAAGCUGAACUGUGGUCUUCACCGGUGUCAGGAGGUGUGUCACCGUGGAAACUGCCAACCCUGCUGGCAAACCAGUUUUGAUGAGCUGGCCUGCUACUGUGGUGAAACUGUCAUGUUCCCACCGAUCCCCUGUGGCACCAAACCACCCGAGUGCAAAAACCCCUGCACACGCCAGCAUGACUGUGAUCACCCAGUUUUGCACUCCUGCCAUAGUGAGGAGAGAUGUCCGCCCUGUACCUACCUCACUAAGAAGUGGUGCAUGGGCAACCAUGAGCAAAGAAGUAAUAUCCCAUGCCACCUGCAGGAUAUCUCGUGCGGUUUGGUCUGUAAUAAAACGUUGUCCUGUGCCUUUCACCGCUGCAAAAGAAUAUGCCAUCGUGGGGAGUGCCAAGCUGAAGGUGACUGUAAGCAGCCUUGCCCUCACCCCAGACCUGAGUGUGGGCACCCCUGUAAUGCCCCAUGCCACCCUGGUACCCCCUGCCCACACACCACCUGCACUGCCAAGGUGGCGAUGCAGUGCGAUUGUGGACGCAGGAAGGAGACUGUACCCUGUACAGAGGCAGCCAGCUCCUCCCAGAGAUAUGCAGCUAUUGCUAUGGCAAGUAAAUUGUCGGAUAUGCAGUUAGGAGAGUCCGUCAACAUUGCUCAGCUCACCAAGAAGGACCAGAAACAGGCCAGGCUGGAAUGUGAUCAAGAGUGUGCUACACUGGAGAGAAAUCGGCGACUUGCGGAGGCACUGCAGGUUGAUCCGACAGUUGAUCCAUUCAACACCAAAUCCUCCACAUGUAAAUACAGCGACUCUCUCAAAGAGGAUGCCAGAAAAGACUUCAAGUUUGUCAGUGAGGUGGAGGAGGAAAUCAAGAAUCUGGUUGAACUAGCAAACAAGGGUAAACAGCCAAAGAGGAGUCACUGUUUCCCACCCAUGAAGCGCGAUCAGCGGAGAAUUGUUCACGAGCUGGCAGAGGUGUACGGCUUAGAGAGCAUCAGCUACGAUAGUGAACCCAAACGCAACAUUGUCAUCACAGCCAUCAGGGGGAAAUCUGCAUGCCCUACGUCCACUCUGACUGCGCUGAUCGAGAGAGAAACUGCUGCCCGGGCCCCACCACCCAUUGCCCAUAUCAAACAAUACAGCAGCAAAAAUGUGAAAACAUGGAUUCAUUAGCUGAUAUUAAGCCAGGUAUUAAUCACAGCGUAAAAAAAAAAAAACAAAACUGUUAUUCUUGAUAUAUUCCGGAAAAGUCUUUUUCUGGCAUGUUUUUCACUAAAGUAUUGAGACAUGUCUACAGCAGUAGUGUCGUGAUGUGUCGAGUGUCGAGACUUACAAAAACAAUUCAUAUUUAAAAAAAAAAAAAAAAGGUUGAAUAGACCUUUGAAUGUGCAGGCUCUUUUUUUUUUUAAUAGAAUACCCUGAAUAUUAAAAUUUUGGCUUUAUUUUCUUUGCACUAAUAAAUACAAUGGAUAAAAGUAGGUUUUUAUGAUGUUAAAAAUGAAACCAAGACAAAUCACAACAGAUCUUUUUCCACCUUUGAUGUGAUAUAACAACCUACAAAAUUCAAGUAAAAAACAAAUAGAAACGUUUUAGGUUUGAAAAAGGAAAAAACGUCAAUAACCUGGUUGCAUAAGUGUGCACACCCUUUAACUAAUACUUUGAUGUAUUACAAAGCAAAAGGUGCUUUAACUCUCAGUCGUGGGUAAGAGUCUACCAGCUUAGCACAUCUUGCCAAUUUUAUUCCACUCUUCCUUGCAGAAAUGCUCCAGAUUUAUCAAAUUGCAAGGGGCUCUCCUGUGAACAACCCUCUACACUCAUUCCACAGGUUUUCAGUAGGAUUUAGAUCUGGGGUCUGAUUGGGCCAGUUCCAAAACACUGAUCUUCUGAAGCCAGUCCUACAGCUGAUCUUUAUUUCAUUUCAUUGAUGUCAGGUGUCUGAUAAUUACAUUUGAAGAUGAGUUUGAAUGUGAUUGGGCAUUUCUGAGCACAGUCACAUGCCCCAAUAUAACAGGGUGGGCACACUUAUACAACCAGAUUAUAAGUUUUUCCUGUUUUUUUUUUUUUUUUGCCUAAAAUGUUUCUAUUUGUUUUUCAUUUCAAUUUUAAUGACAUUAAAGGUGGGAAAGGAUCUGACAUGAUUUGUCUUGGUUUAAAUUUUUUUGCAUCACAGACACCUGCAAUUUUAA
Pangasianodon hypophthalmus (striped catfish) is the source of this 4372-nucleotide messenger RNA. It is a transcript of the gene nfx1, whose product is annotated as nuclear transcription factor, X-box binding 1. Gene Ontology annotation, biological process: negative regulation of transcription by RNA polymerase II. The record is from RefSeq and is a predicted model, not a curated record. Gene Ontology annotation, cellular component: nucleus. Lineage: Eukaryota; Metazoa; Chordata; Actinopteri; Siluriformes; Pangasiidae. Gene Ontology annotation, molecular function: RNA polymerase II transcription regulatory region sequence-specific DNA binding; DNA-binding transcription factor activity, RNA polymerase II-specific; zinc ion binding. The transcript is spliced from 24 exons. Bases 156 to 3359 code for a protein of 1067 amino acids.